GGUGGGGGGAAAGAGGAGGGGGAGUGGCAGAAGCUGCAGGCACCACUGAGCACAAUACAGAAAGAGAGAGAGAGAGAAACGAUAGGCGGCAGCAGUAUAACAAACAGCAUCCCUCCAGCACAGAUAAAGAGAUAGAGAGAGAGAUCAUCAAGACAGACAGAGAGAUCAUCAAGACAGAUAGAGAUCAUCAAGACAGACAGAGAGAGAUCAUCAAGACAGACAGAGAGAGAUCAUCAAGACAGAGAGAGAUCAUCAAGACAGAGAGAGAGUUCAUCAUUACAGAGAGAGAUCAUCGAUGGAGAGAGAUCAUCAAUACAGAGAGAGAUCAUAAAGACAGAGAGAGAGAGAGAGAGAGAGAGAGAGAUCAUCAAAACAGAGAGGGAGAUUUUGAAGACAGAGAGAGAGAGAGAUCAUCAAGACAUUGAGAGAUCAUCAAUACAGAGAGAAAGAGAGAGAUUAUCAAUACCGACAGGGGGAUCUUCAAGACAGAGAUAAAGCUCUUCAAGACAGAGAGGGAGAUCAUCAAGACAGAGAGGGAGAAGGGAUUAUAUUUUCAUAGCUUUUACUCAGAGUGCUGGCCAGAGCUUGUACAGAGAGGAAGAGAGAGGAGAGAGUGACACAGACGGAGAUAGAGAGUGGAGUGAAGAUUUUAAUCCUCUUGGCAUGCGAGUGUGUCCCUGGCUGCUUGGAAUGUGUUGCAGCUAACCCGGGGGCCAGGACGGAAGGAACAACUCUCACCAUGCUGGGGAAGGAUUACAUGCUCGCCAUCAUCAUAGUCAAUUAUGACGACAACAUUUGGAACGACCCAAGCCUUGAUUUGGACUCUGACCUACCGUCAGGGUGGCGCACCAUCCGGGACAGCACCGGCACCUAUUACUGGCACGUGGCCACUGGCGCCACCCAAUGGCAGCACCCGUCCUACAGCACCGAGGAGGACCAGAACUCCAUCAAUGGCAUCACUGCCGCGGACAUCAAGAGCCUGGAGGCUGGGGGCAGACGUGAAUCAAGGGCAAGGCUGACAGAGAGCCCAUUGGCCUCCAUAAAUGACAGGGUCUCCUGGCAGGACGAUUAUUUCUGCACCAACAUGGAUCCUGACUCCAAGUGUUUUGCAGUGCGCUCCCUGGGCUGGGUGGAGAUUCCAGAAGAGGAGCUGAUCCCGGGGAAGAGCAGUCUGGCUGUCAAUAACUGCAUCCAGCAGCUGUCCAGCAGCAAGGCAGAGGGCCGCGAUGACACACUGGGCGCCUGGGGAGAGGGCCAGGACAUGAUGAUGGUUCUGAAGAAGGAUACCCUCAGCCUGAUGGACCCAGUGGACCGCAGCCUUCUCCACUGCCAGCCUAUCAUUGACAUCCGCGUGUGGGGCGUGGGCUGCAACAACGGCAGAGAUUUUGCCUUCGUGGCCAGCGACAAAGACACCUCUAUGCUGAAGUGCCAUGUGUUUCGCUGUAACGCCCCAGCAAAAACCAUCGCCACGGCUUUGCACAAAAUGUGCUCAAAGAUCAUGGCAGAGAAGACCACUAGAAGCCCAUCUAUGGCCCGCUCCCUCACCAUGGCGACCAUCUCCCCUGAGGACCUGCCACGCCAAGUGGACUUCCUGGAUGCAAUGAGGCAGAGGGUGCAGAAGUUUGAGGUGCAGUACAUCGGAAACCUGCCCGUCUCCAGGGCAAUGGGUAUGGAGGUGCUGAACCGGGCCAUAGAGAGCAUCAUGAACACCUCAGACAGUGAAGAUUGGGAGCCCAUCGUCAUCCACAUCUCUGACACUGUCCUGUCACUCUGGAAAGGAGAGGAUGGAGAUGAUCCAUUUUGGGAAUGUCAAGUGCGUUUGCUGACCUUUCUGGGUGUGGGGCAUGAUACACACACCUUUGCAGUGAUAGUGGACGGCGGGACGCAGCGGUUUGAGUGUCAUGUUUUCUGGUGUGAGCCAGACGCAGGGAUAAUCUCUGAGUCUGUGCAGGCUGCGUGCAUGGUCCAGUACCAGAAGUGCUUGGUAGCCCAGACUCCACCACCCAGGUCCAAAAUGUGGCGGGCGGGUUCCAAGGUGAAGCGGGCCAACUCCAUGGACGGCUUCAGUUUUCCAGCUCCCCGUCACCAAGGACUGUCCCCUCCCAAGGCUGGCUCCUCCACCACCAAAAAGAGCAUGCUGGCGUUUUUUGAGACUUUCAGAAAUAAACAGUCCGCCGUUUCCACACCAUAACAACCAGAGAGGGUGGGAGAGGAUGGAUGGAGGGAGGGAGAGAGGUGGAGCAAGUGACGGAUGGAGGGAGGGAGUAAGAGACGGAAGGGGAGUUGAGUUAA
Salvelinus fontinalis (brook trout) is the source of this 2292-nucleotide messenger RNA. RefSeq names its product amyloid-beta A4 precursor protein-binding family B member 3-like. The coding region runs from base 740 to 2191 and encodes 483 amino acids. Lineage: Eukaryota; Metazoa; Chordata; Actinopteri; Salmoniformes; Salmonidae. Gene Ontology annotation, biological process: regulation of DNA-templated transcription. Gene Ontology annotation, molecular function: amyloid-beta binding; transcription factor binding. Gene Ontology annotation, cellular component: cytoplasm; nucleus. The record is from RefSeq and is a predicted model, not a curated record. The transcript has 12 exons.